GUACCAGCAGUUUUCUAUAAAGUGAUGACAAACACAAUGACAUCAUCACCACUCGCGCAGAAAGCGAAUUCGACGGCCAAAAUUUACGAUUUUCUUGAGUUCUUCACACUUUUGUAGACGGCAGUAUAUUGCUUUGGUGUUACUGCGUGCGUACACGUCCUUGACUCGACUUUGAAGCAGAUUAUCACUCCAUUUACCACAAAACAUCUUGGGAGCUCCGUUCCGCAGGACACGGAAGACAUCUUGUUUUGUCCCUACGUGCCCUAAACGUAGCCAUUAGAGAUGAGGUUUCCAACAGCAUGCGUGUGCUUGCUCUUAAUAGCUGUUUCCUCGAGGGGAGCUGCGCAGACGACUCAACCGCCAACAAAGCCACCCACUGUAACGCCUGCACCGGCUGGUACAUCAGAAGCAGCAAUACCGACAACGGCACCUAAUCCAGCGCCGAACCCGACCGUUGCGGCACAGACUCCAAAAGCAGAGGUACCGACUCCAUCGGCAAUGGUUACACAACCGCCAAAUCCACCCGAAACGGCGGCACCGACUUCGCCCGGAGCAGCGGCAACGGAUCCGCCUGCGACAGCAGCGCCCCAAGUGCCGACAACAGCGGGACCUACCGCAGCGGCAUCUGCGGCACCUCAAGUACCAUCUUCAGAGGUACCAACACCAACUCCAGCGGCACCGACUGUGCCAACAACGGCAACGCCCCCGCAACCAACAACAGAGGUACCCACACCGACCCCAUCAACAGCAGCAUCACCGGCUACAUCAGCAACACCAACACCAACAGGGACACCGACAACUGCUGCGCCGAAUCCAUCAUCAACGCCGACACCCUCUUUGGCAUCAACAGCAGUUCCUUCUGUCCCAACAACUGCAGCGGUGACGCCGCCCGCAACGGCCACACCCCCUCCGGCAUCCACAGAAGUACCAACACCAACACCAACAGCGGCACCACUUACACCAUCCACAGCAACAGUGGCUCCGUCAAAAACUGCUGCACCCCCGACAGCUUCAGCACCCCCAACAGCUUCAGCACCCCAAACAACUGCAGCACCUCUACCAUCAACAGCACCACCUUCUCCACCAUCAACGGCAGUACCGACUCCGACAGCGACCGCAGCACCAUCCCCGAAACCGACGGCGUACCCCUCAGCGACACCCACUCCACAGACCCCCACCGGUGGCCCGGACAAGGACCCUAAAAACCCUGGCUCCAAUUCCACGGGCGCCAUCGUUGCCGUAGUGGUUUGCGUUGUCAUUGUCCUCGGGCUGAUUGCGGCAUUCUUUGUCUACAGGCGGCACAAACUGAGAAAUAACUACGGUCGUUUGAACGAAGACACAGAAGAAAGUGGCUGGUCGGCCUUUUCCAAGAACCCCAUCUACAGAGGGGACAGGGAUUAUACACCUCUUUGAAGACCGCCAUCACCAUAGAAACAACAGCAGUGUGUUGCGUUUGGAGCAAAGUCGCAGUCUGCAAAGGAUUGGGUGUGAGAUACGAUGGAUCUUUGCAACGGGAGGUUCGGGUCUUGUAUUUACUGAAAAGAUUUUU
Patiria miniata (bat star) is the source of this 1549-nucleotide messenger RNA. Its product is annotated as mucin-2-like. The transcript has 5 exons. The record is from RefSeq and is a predicted model, not a curated record. The coding region runs from base 283 to 1413 and encodes 376 amino acids. Lineage: Eukaryota; Metazoa; Echinodermata; Asteroidea; Valvatida; Asterinidae.